This is a messenger RNA of Malania oleifera, 2652 nucleotides long. Its product is annotated as long chain acyl-CoA synthetase 9, chloroplastic. The record is from RefSeq and is a predicted model, not a curated record. Gene Ontology annotation, cellular component: endoplasmic reticulum; membrane. Gene Ontology annotation, molecular function: long-chain fatty acid-CoA ligase activity. NCBI's taxonomy places the organism in Eukaryota, Viridiplantae, Streptophyta, Magnoliopsida, Santalales, Ximeniaceae.
GUGUUGUCCUCCAAUGGUUUUUUUCAUUUUUUUAACUGGGUAUGGCGACCAAUCCAUUCUCUCGUAACGCAGCAUCUCCUGGUUUCUUCCCAGUCCCAAGUCGUUCACCGACUCCGCAGCAAUGUCGAAGGAAUCUGUAUGAAGAAAACGAAGUGUGGUGAAAUAACUCAUCUCCAAAUCCUUGAAAUAGGCACAUUGAUGCUGUAGUUAGACAAGUACCGGCUAAAGGUGUAGGUCACGGACUUGGUCGCCUUCUUCCGCCUCCUACUACUCCUCGUCUUCUCUAAUUGGAGGUGUUUUUUUUCCCUCGCAUGAAUCGUAGUCCGUGAACCUUGGAGGUCUUUGAAGUGUCUUGGAGCUUCGAAAAGGAUUUGAAUUUGGUAGAUUCUGCCGGGGGCUGUAUAAUCCUCGAGAGAUGAAUCCUUAUGUCGUUGGUGUUCUUGUUCCUCUUGUGGUUUCUCUUCUCUUCCGGAAGUCAAAGCAAGGAAAGAAAAGGGGCUUGCCUGCUGAAGUUGGUGGUGAACCUGGGUUUACACUCCGAAAUGCUAGGUACACUUCCCCACUGGAAACUGCUUGGGAAGGCGUCUCAACACUUGCAGAACUUUUUGAGCAGUCAUGCAGGCAGCAUCCGAACGAGCAACUACUUGGGACUCGUGAGUUAAUUUCCAGAGAAAGAGUGAGCAAGGAUGGAAGGUAUUUUGAGAAACUUCAUUUGGGAGACUAUGUAUGGCUGAGCUAUGGCAAAGUAUUUGAAGCUGUGUGCAACUUUGCUUCUGGUUUAGUGCAACUUGGGCACAGAAGGGAAGAACGUGCGGCAAUAUUUGCUGAUACACGAGAAGAAUGGUUUAUUUCGUUGCAGGGCUGCUUUAGGCGUAAUGUCACUGUUGUGACCAUAUACGCAUCUUUGGGAGAGGCUCUAUGUCACUCGUUAAAUCAGACAGAGGUUACCACUGUGAUUUGUGGGCACAAAGAACUGAAAAAACUUUUGGACAUCAGUGGACAACUUGAUACAGUGAAACGAGUGAUAGUUAUGGAGGAUGAGAAUGAGUCAUUGGUGAGGGGAAAUAGCAGCUGGACAGUUAUUUCUUUUGCUGACGUGCAGAGACUUGGCCAAGAGAAUCCUGUUGAUGCAGAUUUACCUGUUUCAGCUGAUAUUGCAGUUAUAAUGUAUACAAGUGGGAGUACUGGAUUGCCAAAGGGUGUAAUGAUGACACAUGGCAAUGUCCUAGCGACAGUUUCUGCUGUUAGGAUAAUUGUUCCUCGUCUUGAAAGCAAUGAUGUUUAUUUGGCAUACUUACCUAUGGCUCAUAUCCUUGAAUUGGUAGCUGAGAAUCUUUUAGCUUCGGUUGGAAGUGCCAUAGGAUUUGGAUCCCCUUUGACUCUUACUGAUACAUCAAACAAAAUAAAAAAGGGAACUAAGGGGGAUGCCUCAGUUCUGAGACCAACAGUGAUGGCUGCUGUCCCAGCAAUUCUUGAUCGUAUUAGAGAUGGUGUACUUACAAAGGUAGACACAAAGGGUGGGCUAUCCAAGAAAUUGUUUUAUCUUGCGUUUGGCCGUUUGUUGUCUGCAAUUAAUGGCAGUUGGUUUGGGGCUUGGGGCCUAGAGAAGCUUUUAUGGAACUUUCUUGUAUUUAGAAAGGUCCAAGCAAGUCUGGGAGGCCGCAUCCGUUUUCUACUAUCUGGAGGUGCUCCUCUCUCUGCAGAUACUCAAAGAUUCAUCAAUAUUUGUUUUGGCGCCCCAAUUGGUCAAGCGUACGGUCUCACAGAGACUUGUGCUGGUGGAACAUUUUCUGAGUUUGAUGAUACGUCCGUUGGUCGUGUAGGUCCUCCAGUACCAUGCUCUUAUAUUAAGUUAAUAGAUUGGCCUGAGGGUGGAUAUCGAACCAAUGAUUCACCAAUGCCCCGAGGUGAAAUAGUUAUUGGCGGUCCAAAUGUUACUGAUGGAUAUUUUAAAAAUGAAGAAAAAACAAAGGAAGCAUACAAGGUUGAUGAACAAGGAGUGCGGUGGUUCUACACUGGUGAUAUAGGGCAAUUUCAUGAUGAUGGUUGCCUUGAGAUUAUUGACCGUAAGAAGGACAUAGUUAAACUACAGCAUGGAGAAUAUGUUGCUCUAGGAAAGGUCGAGGCUGCACUAUUUGUCUGCCCUUAUGUAGACAAUAUCAUGGUGCAUGCUGAUCCUUUUCAUAGUUACUGUGUUGCUCUCAUAGUUGCUUCGCGGCCCACUCUGGAAGAUUGGGCUUCAAAGCAAGGAAUUGCUGCUACUAAAUUUUCAGACUUGUGCCAGAGAGAAGAAAUAGUGAAGGAAGUGCAUGGUUCACUCAUACAGGCAGCGAAGAAGGCGCGGUUGGAGAAGUUUGAGAUCCCUGCAAAGAUCAAAUUGCUCCCGGAAGCAUGGACUCCUGAGUCUGGGCUAGUCACUGCAGCGCUCAAGAUCAAAAGAGAUGCCAUUAGGAAAGCAUUCUCUGAGGAACUCUCCAAGUUAUAUGCAUCCUGAUGAUGAUUUGAGAAAACUUAAUUCUAUGAUGGGUGCGGAAUUUGGAUGAAGGGAUCGGUAAUCUAGUUUUCUGUGUUUCUUGUUUUUUCUUUUUGUUCCAUCUUGCCUCAAAUCACAUUCUCUUUUCAUUUAAUAAAAAUCUGAAAGCUAUUUUCUAA